UCAGAUUACAAAGUUAGUCAGAGGAGCAACAGGAAGAAAACUUCGACUGCCUUUUGCUGCAUCACGAUCUGAAAACAGAGGAAAAGUGGACUAAUCACUUUUUAAGACGUGUCGUCUUGCUGUUUACAGAAAUGUCAGGCGUUCGGAGGAAGCUGGUGAUUGUGGGAGAUGGAGCUUGUGGGAAAACAUGUCUUCUUAUAGUUUUCUGUAAGGACCAGUUUCCUGACGUAUAUGUUCCAACAGUGUUUGAGAACUACAUAGCAGACAUCGAAAUCGAUGGAAAAAAGGUGGAGCUGGCAUUGUGGGACACUGCAGGUCAAGAGGACUACGACAGGUUGAGGCCUCUCUCUUACCCAGACACAGAUGUCAUCCUUAUGUGCUAUUCCAUUGACAGCCCAGAUAGUUUAGAAAAUAUUUCUGAAAAGUGGACCCCUGAGGUGAAACACUUUUGUCCCAACGUUCCAAUCAUCCUUGUUGGGAAUAAGAAAGAUGUGCGGAACGAUGAGAACACAAUCAGAGACCUGGCCAAGAUGAAGCAGGAGCCGGUGAAGACAGAAGAUGGAAAGAGCAUGGCCACCAGGAUCAAUGCUUUCUACUUCUUGGAGUGCUCUGCUAAAACAAAGGAAGGCGUGCAGGAAGUGUUUAGCAUAGCCACAGCAGCAGCCUUGCAGGUCAAAAAGAACAAAGCAAUGAAAGGCUGCAUGCUGCUGUGAGCCACAUCGCAGGUCCAGGAAACCAGGAAAUUAGCUGACCAGUCAAAGUAAAGCAGGACACGGGAAAAGGACUGACCUUUUAUGAAAUUGAUCUUUGUACUGUAACUCACAUUUAAUUAAAAAACAUAAAAAUAAACAGGCAGGUAGAUGAAUUAAAAACACACCUGCAAAUACAUGGAAUGGACAUUACUGUAUGCUACUGCUACGAUGAUGUACACUACACUUUUUACUGUUUUCUUUUCUACUGGGGUGUUCUUUACAAUUGUGGGCAUCCUUUAUUUUCUUUAAGUCUCUUGUCGCCAGUCCAGCUCUGUUUACAUUGGAAAUAUCAUUUGACUGGUAAAGCUGGUGACCAUUUUAAGUUUGUGAAUUGCCAUUUAAAUGCGUUGGGCUUUUAGUGUAUAGGACCUCUUCACUGUGCUGUUACAAUACCAUAACUUUAAAAUUCUGUCUGCUGACCAAUCAUCAAAGAAAAAUGGCUCCCUGUGCUCCUUUGCAUUCUCAGUUUUUAGUCAAUGCACAGUAAACAAAGACAAGUGGCUUCUAAUAUGAAAGAAACAAAAGUGAGCUUUCUGUUUAUGCACACAGUCUGCACUGUGGAUUAAGGUAAGAGGGAGACGUGACCAGCUGAGACGCAAGUCAUUGUGACUCAUUCAUGCACAAUAGCUGCCAGGAGUGACAGGAAGAUGAUUUAGUUUAAAGCGAUUGCACUGAGCCAAUGGCCUGAUUGGUUAUUGUAUUUGCGUUCUGCUUCUUCUCAGCAGAGCCAGUUACACCUGCUGCUGGAAUGUCACCAGUAAACCAGCUGACGCAGUCAAGGAAACCAUGAUCCAUUUGCAGGUCUUAUGUUCCCAGUAGGACAACAUUCCUUACAGGUCUAAGAGCUGAGAUGCGAUUGAAUUGUUUUAUUCCAGUGCAUUCACAGUUCUUUCCCAGACCAGACAUAGUGGCUGCAUGGCGGCGACCUGAUACUGUCUGAAGAGUAAACUACUUGACAUGUUUGACAAAGGCUUCUUUCUUUGAUUUACCGACAAUUUUAGGCGAGUACAGUACUGUUUCUAUUCUGUUGAGAACGCUGUACAGACAAAACUGAUGGAAAAAUGCUGUAUCUUUAACGACACAUUUAAUAUCCAAAUUUAAAGCAGUCUUGUCUCGUUUGAAUGAAUCAUUAAUUAUUUGGAUGUCUCUGCCAAAAGGUUAUCUAUCUCAUGCGUCCUUUCAAGAAUGUAGCAUGAGAUACUUUAGACCCUCAGCUGCAAAAUGCACACCAACCUUCUGGCAGUACCGCAUGCCUGCCAAACAAUAUGGAUUGGAACCCAUUAAAAAAAGUGCAGAGGUUUAGUGGCAUUUCAUAUGUUUUGACUUUGGAAGGUUAUUUAAGCUUUAUACUGAGGAAUUAAGAAGCAGAGUUCAAGAAAUCAGAAUAAUAAAACAAUUCUUUCAAGCCAGCAGUGGUAAAUUCCCAAUGGCAUGCUGCUGAUGUGUGCAGUAAACCUCCAGGAAAAUCCUAAUUAUAGAGAGAAAUACAAACACCUGGGAAAAUCCUUGGCAAGACAGGCAUGAAGGCAUAAAGUCCAUGAAAGCAGCUUCUGCUGAAUGUCUUAUUUUCAGUGCGAGACUUUGAAAUAAAGGAUGAUCUACUACAUAUAGUGUAAUAUAUGCACAUUCAAAACAAAUUUCUGUUGUGAAUAUCAAACUUGAAUCAUUAAACUAUUUUUGAAACAA
Messenger RNA from Poeciliopsis prolifica (blackstripe livebearer), 2438 nucleotides. Its product is annotated as rho-related GTP-binding protein RhoC-like. Gene Ontology annotation, molecular function: GTP binding; GTPase activity. The record is from RefSeq and is a predicted model, not a curated record. Bases 132 to 713 code for a protein of 193 amino acids. Gene Ontology annotation, biological process: small GTPase-mediated signal transduction. The transcript is spliced from 5 exons. NCBI's taxonomy places the organism in Eukaryota, Metazoa, Chordata, Actinopteri, Cyprinodontiformes, Poeciliidae.